Messenger RNA from Dinoponera quadriceps, 1388 nucleotides. RefSeq lists its product as uncharacterized. Gene Ontology annotation, cellular component: plasma membrane. The transcript has 3 exons. Gene Ontology annotation, molecular function: odorant binding; olfactory receptor activity. Gene Ontology annotation, biological process: sensory perception of smell; detection of chemical stimulus involved in sensory perception of smell. Lineage: Eukaryota; Metazoa; Arthropoda; Insecta; Hymenoptera; Formicidae. The coding region runs from base 450 to 1388 and encodes 312 amino acids. The record is from RefSeq and is a predicted model, not a curated record.
UGUUAAGAAUAAUAUAGAAUUGACAUUCGUAAAGAAAAAGUAAGAGUUGACGCAAACCAUAAAGUUGUACAAAAGAUCUUCAUGAUCGACAUAUUGCAAAGCUUUUCGUGAAAAACAUCGGAAAACACCAGAAUUACGUAUAUUAUCAAAGUAACUUUACGAUUUUCCCCGAGCAGAGAAGUUUCCCCCGAUACCGUGACACAGCCACUUCUUUCAUCCGUUCGCGGUAUGUUCAAAUCGCAGCUGCUGUUUCCCUAUAAACUUUUAAUCGAAUAUAUUACAAAAUGCAAAUUGCGAAUGUCAUCAAAGCGACUUUCAUGCGCGACCGUAGCGACGGAGACUGGCGAGUUCAUCGCAUGGGCCGCGCAUGCUUCUUGCCAGGAAAUCCGCAUUUCUGAUUUCGCGAUCGGCAGUCAGGAUCGAGCCGGUGGCGGCAUUACGUUAUGGAAAUGGUCGACUGUGGACGAAAAAACGCGCACACGCUCGUCGGUGACGCUACGGGGCAGAAUAAGUCGCAUGUCGCGGACUUUUAUUAUGCUAUCCAGAUAAGCGUUUGCCUGCUGAAGCCGAUCGGUGCUUGGCCGCUAUCCGACGACGAGACCUCGAGAUCCAAGAUCGCUUUGCACAAGGUCUUGAUGACAAUCGCCAUAUCCCUUCAAAUUUUCACCAUCGUGCCGUGGAUUGUGCUUAUCGUCAAAGAGAAAUGGGGUAUUAUCCUGAUACUUCGUACGAUGUGCCCGCUAAUUUUCACGGUGACGAUUUUCGCGAGGUACGUUCUACUGCUGUGGCAUCAGCAUCAGCUGAAAUCCUGCGUCGUUUGCGUCGCCGACGACUGGCGACACGCGAUAUUCUCUGAGGACCGAGAGAUCAUGUUGGCAAAUGCUAGACUAGGUCGCACGUUCGGUAUCGUUUCCGUGGUCUUCAUGUUCAGUUGCGGUAUACUGUUCUAUAUGCUACCGUUGGCCUUACCUAACAUAAUCACUGAGGACAACGUCACCAUAAGAUUGCAUCCGUCGCCCUGCGAAUUCCUCGUAUUUGAUUCCCAGGCCAGCCCUGCAUAUGAGAUCGUAUACUGCUUGCAAUUUUUGUCCGGUUUCACUGUCUACAGUGCGUUCUGCGGUAUUUGCAGCUUAAUGGCACAUUUCGUCACGCACAUAUGCGGCCAAUGUGACAUAUUGGGUGCUUUCUUCGAGGAAACUGUCGACGGUGGUAAGCACAAUGGCGCUUCUAUCGACGGUCGAAUUGCUACUGCAGUGAGCCGACAUCUGCGUCUGUUAAAAAUGGUUUCUAAUGUGAGUGGCUUAUUCACCGAGAUAUGUCUCAUGGAAUUCAUAAAUGCUUCGUGUAACAUAUGUCUUCUUGGCUACUACAUUAUAACCGUACGUUAA